This is a messenger RNA of Carica papaya (papaya), 2277 nucleotides long. The record is from RefSeq and is a predicted model, not a curated record. NCBI's taxonomy places the organism in Eukaryota, Viridiplantae, Streptophyta, Magnoliopsida, Brassicales, Caricaceae.
AUGGGUUUUUACUCUGUUACCUUCUCUCUGUUCUCAUGCUUAGCCUGAGCCUUCUCUGUGAUGGUUACAACGGAGAUAGAAAAGUCCAUAUUGUGUACAUGGGAUCACUUCCUGACCGCGAGUAUUCACCAUCAUCUCAUCAUCUUACUAUGCUACAAGAUGUUGUUGAUGAGAGCAGUUCUGCAGAAAAUUUGUUAAUUAGAUCUUACAAAAGGAGUUUCAAUGGAUUUGCAGCAAGAAUCACUGAUGAUGAGAGAGAGAAGCUAGCUUCAAGGGAAGGAGUUGUCUCAGUUUUCCCCAGUAGAAUGUAUAAGCUCCAAACAACAAGAUCUUGGGAUUUCAUGGGGUUCAACGAGAGCGUAAAACACGAAGCCAGUGCUGAGAGUGAUAUUAUAAUUGGUGUUAUUGACACCGGAGUCUGGCCCGAAUCGGAAAGCUUUAAUGAUCCAGGUCUUGGUCCUCCUCCGAAGAAGUGGAAGGGUGCUUGUGUUGGCGGCAAAAAUUUCACUUGCAACAACAAGCUGAUUGGAGCACGAUACUAUAAUUCAUCGGGUGCAGAGAUUGAUUCUACAAGAGAUUUCGAUGGUCAUGGAACCCAUACUGCUUCUACAGCUGCAGGAAACAAAGUAAAGGGUGCAAGUUUCUAUGGUCUGGCUCAAGGAACUGCAAGAGGAGGCGUUCCCUCUGCGAGAAUUGCUGCCUAUAAUAUUUGUGAUGAACACGAUUGUCCUUCAGAGAAUGUAUUGGCAGCUUUUGAUGAUGCUAUUGCUGAUGGAGUUGAUAUUUUAUCAGUUUCAUUAGGACUACAAAAUCCAGCCCCGUUCGAGUAUGAACCUGUUUCAAUUGGUGCUUUCCAUGCAAUGCAGAAAGGAAUUCUCACCGUGCAAGCAGCAGGAAAUACAAUCUCUACUUACAUUAAUGGAUCAGUGUCGGCUAUAUCUCCAUGGAUUCUUUCAGUAGCAGCAAGUACCACAGAUCGGUUUUUCAUCGACAAAGUUGUUCUUGGGAAUGGCAAGACAUUAGUAGGGGUUUCAAUUAAUGCUUUUAGUCUAGGUGGAGUGAAGUAUCCGUUGAUAUUCGGAGAAAACAUAACGAGAUCAUCCAAGUGCACAAAGGAUCUUACGGAGUCUUGCUCUAUCGAUUGCGUAGAUAGUGAUUUGGUGAAGGGAAAAAUUGUGUUAUGUGAUUGGUUCUAUGGAAACUUCUUGGUUGAGAGAGCAAAAUCAGCCGUGGGAUCAAUAACUAAAAGAGACCAUGAUAAUUAUACUGCUCAAAUUCCUAUUUUACCAACAUCAGAUUUAAGCCCGGAUGACUUCGACAAUGUCAUUACCUAUGUGAGCACAACAGAGAAACCUGUUGCGGAAAUAUUAAAAAGCGAGACAAUUGAAAGUUCAGAUGCCCCUCUUGUGGCUUUCUUCUCCGCACGUGGCCCUAAUUUGAUUGUACAUGAUGUUUUGAAGCCAGAUUUAACAGCUCCUGGAGUGGAUAUCUUGGCUGCAUAUUCUCCUCUUGGUUCACCCGCUAGAGACCCCACUGAUCAUCGGCAUGUAAAGUACAGUAUAUUGACUGGAACCUCCAUGUCUUGCCCCCAUGCUGCUGGUGCCGCUGCUUAUGUCAAAUCAUUUCAUCCUGACUGGUCUCCUUCAGCCAUAAUGUCUGCUCUGAUGACCACUGCUUGGUCGAUGAAUUCUUCGAAGAAUCCAUACGGAGAAUUUUCUUAUGGAUCCGGGCAUAUCAAUCCCGUAAAAGCCAUAGAUCCUGGACUAGUAUAUGAUGUUGCUAAUAAAGGGGACUACAUAGAGUUGCUAUGUGGCAUGGGCUAUAAUGGAAGUAAACUUAGACAAAUAACAGGAGACAAUAGCACCUGUCUUAAAGGUGGAGAAAAGUUCUUGGCCAGAGAUCUUAAUUAUCCUUCAAUGGCCCUCAGAGUUCACAAAAGACAGGAAUUUAAUGUUACUUUUCAUCGAACUGUCACAAAUGUUGGCCCUGAAAACUCCACUUACAGGUUGAAUGUUACCCCGGAUCCGAAGAGUAGAAUUGAAGUGAUGCCUGAAAUUCUCACGUUCAAGUCUCGGAAUGAGAAAAAGUCUUACCAAGUUACCGUGGCGGGAAAAUUAAUGGAAUUCUCAGAACGAGCUUCUGCAUCUUUGGUCUGGUCUGAUGGCAUUCAUAAUGUGAGGAGUCCCGUUGUUGUUUAUACUCCCGAAUUUGAAUAAUCGAUUUAUUUGGCUGAUAAUCCAGAUCGUACAUGAUGGAAUAAUGUGUUUUACCCCAAAA